CCUCAGUCCAAACUCCAAAGUCUCAAACCCUAAAGCCCUGACCUUGCCGGAGCCGGAAAACCCCAAAUCAGACCCUAAAAGAAAGAGGAGAAGAAGAAAAGAACAUCUUUUUCCAACACCCUCUUUAGAGUUCUACUAUCUCUCUGCAUUCUUUUUUCCUUUGCUCUGGUUGUUUUCAUCUUUAUAUGCUCUGUUUUUAAGUGAACCCAAAAGCCCAGGAUGAAGAAAAUGCUAAUGCAGAAACCCAGAUCGUUUGCCUCCUACACAUUCCUCAUCUUGUUGUUCAUAGUCAAUGCAGCUCUAGUAACCUCCAAAUCCACGAUCGAGCCCUGCUCCAAUUCCGACUCCUGCAACUCCCUACUUGGCUACACCCUCUACACGGACCUGAAAGUGGCCGAGGUGGCGUCUCUCUUCCAGGUGGACCCCAUUGCCGUCCUCACAGCCAAUGCCAUUGACAUUUCCUACCCCGACGUUGAGAACCACAUUCUUCCCUCCCAGCUCUUCCUCAAGAUACCCAUUAGUUGCUCUUGCGUCGACGGGAUUCGAAAAUCUGUCUCUACCCACUACAAAACCCGCCCUCAAGACACGCUCUCCUCGAUUGCAGACUCCAUUUAUGGGGGUUUGGUGUCCGCUGAUCAGCUUAGAGAGGCAAAUUCCAUUCAAGAUCCUUCUGUUCUUGAUGUGGGACAGAGCCUUAUGGUGCCGCUGCCGUGUACUUGUUUUAAUGGUACAGAUAAUUCGCUCCCGGCCAUUUAUCUUUCUUAUGUGGUGAAGCCAGUGGACACAUUAACGGGGAUUGCCUCAAGGUACUUCACUACCAUCACGGAUUUGAUGAAUGUUAAUGCUAUGGGAAGCACUGCAAUUACAGCUGGUGAUAUUCUCGCGGUCCCUUUGUCAGCCUGUUCUUCUAAUUUCCCCAAAUAUGCCUCAGACUAUGGUCUGAUUGUGCCGAAUGGAAGCUAUGCCAUCACAGCAAGCCACUGCCUUCAGUGCAGUUGUGGGCCAGGCAAUCGCAAUUUGUACUGCAUGCCUGCUUCCUUGGCCGUUUCUUGUUCAAGCAUGCAAUGCAAAAAUAGUAACCUCAUGGUAGGGAAUGUUACGGUUCAGCAAAGUGGCGGUGGAUGCAAUGUUACUUCUUGUAAUUAUGGUGGUUAUGUGAAUGGAACCAUCAUCACGGGGUUGUCUACAUCUCUUCAACCUCGAUGCCCAGGACCCCAACAAUUUCCUCCCCUUGUUGCUCCACCGACUACAGUAACACGAGAUUCAGAGUAUGCCCCAGCUCCUGCACCACAGUUGGAUGGGGCUGGAACAGCAACAAUACCAAAGACUACCGUGCCAGUGUCUGGGUCACUUCCUGGUUUUCCUCCUGCAAGUGGUCCUACUGCUUUGGGGAGUUCUUCCGAUGCCUGCUCAUUGGUGAACACAUUAGCCACUUUCCCUGCCACUCUCUUGCUAUGGUUGUUUACCAAGUUGAUGAUGCCUUCCCCUAUGUAAUUUUGCUUGCCUGCCAAGAUUGGUGCGGUUUUGUUUUGUAUUGUAAGGUUGCUUGGUUUUUCUCCCACUUGUGGAUUGUAUGGAACCUCCUUAUUCGUGGCUGUUACAGUGCUGAGGAAUUGCUAUUAGUAAUUGAUUUUUCCCAAACCUGAAGCCUAAUUCAGAUUCUCGGCCGUUCUGGUGCUCAGAAAUUUCUGGCAUAACUGCAUGGUAUUUGAUUGUGUGACCUCGUUAUGCUCUUACAGGGGCUGCUUCAUUGUG
Molecule: messenger RNA, 1755 nt
Organism: Rubroshorea leprosula
Lineage: Eukaryota; Viridiplantae; Streptophyta; Magnoliopsida; Malvales; Dipterocarpaceae
Source: the annotation of a GenBank genome assembly